GUUAUCCAGUUUUCCCAUGAAUAUAGCUUAAGUUAUCGUAGGUCAACCAAUGGGGGUUAGCGACGACCCACUGGAAUUUUCCUUUCCUUUUAGAACUUAGUUCAGCUUUGCCAGUGCUCCGGAUGAGAUCGCCAUGGCAAUGAUGCGGAGAUCGCGGAUCUGGUUGCUCGGGCUGCUGCUGCUGCUGGAAAUGACGCCUCCUGCCAUUCCGCUGCCCAUCCGAUCCUCCCAGUCACUGGCCCUUCUGCGAGCUCGGGAUCAGUGCGGCAGGGAGCUGACUGCCGCCCAGCGUCUCCAGCUGGACAGGAUGCAGUACGAGGAUGCACCCCAUGUGCGCCACUAUCUGCAUUGCUUCUGGUCGCGCCUGCAACUCUGGCUGGAUGAGUCCGGCUUCCAGGCGCAGCGCAUUGUCCAGAGUUUCGGUGGCGAGAGACGCCUCAAUGUGGAGCAGGCACUGCCCGCCAUCAACGGGUGCAAUGCGAAAACGAGCUCCAGAGGAUUGCGAUCGCAGGCGGAGGUCGACUGGUGUUUCCGUGCCUUUAUCUGCGUGCUGUCCACUCCAGUGGGUGAGUGGUACAAGCGCCACAUGUCCGAUGUCAUCAAUGGGAAUGCCUAGAAUUAACAAUUGGCAGGCAAACAACAAAUGGACUAAUAGGACCCAAAUGUAAAGGAAAUCGAUGGAAACUUUGUUUCAAAAGUCAAAAAUCACUUUUGCUUUUGACCUACACUGAAAUCUAGCAGGUCACAGCUGCAAAAUUCGAAAAUAUGCUACAAUAGAGCCCAUUUCGGAGCCUGGGUGCGAGAUUCGGAAAACCAGGGAGAAUGGGAAGCGCAGGCGUACCGAAUACCAUCAUCUGGUGCGGCAGUGAUGCCGGCCUCCAGCCGCCGAGAUCCACCCAGCUGCAUGCGGAGAG
This is a messenger RNA of Drosophila yakuba, 914 nucleotides long. RefSeq lists its product as uncharacterized. Lineage: Eukaryota; Metazoa; Arthropoda; Insecta; Diptera; Drosophilidae. The transcript has 3 exons. Bases 134 to 616 code for a protein of 160 amino acids. Gene Ontology annotation, molecular function: odorant binding. The record is from RefSeq and is a predicted model, not a curated record.